CUUACGCGUACGGGUUGUCUGCAAGCCUUGCGGACAAAAUGCAACUUUCCAAUAACCUAAAACUACGUAUAUAAUUAAAGAAAUUUUGAUAUAAUUACGUUUACCAAAUAUGCGCAUAGUCAGUUAAUUAUUGAAAAUAUAUAAUAUAUUUAUUUGUGCAGUGAAUUUUUUAAAAGAUUAUUUAUUAAAAAUGGAUGAGGCGUUCGCACAUCUCGAGGGAAAUAACUUAAGGAACAAUAAGAAAACCGAGAUCCCCCCGGAUGGCGGGUGGGGUUAUAUUGUUUGUAUUGGAGUUGGAUUUACUUUCAUGCUAGGCUUUGGGUCGUCUAACGCGUUCGGUAUUUUGUUCAACAAUUUCUUCCUUGAGCAGGAUGGUGCCAGCGGGCUUCCGCUUGUCAUAGGUGUUUAUAACGGAGCGUUAUCGAUUGCAGGGUUCCUGAGCGGAAUAGCCUUGAAGAAAUAUUCGUUUCGUCAAGUUGGCUUAGUUGGAGCUGGCCUGUUCGUUUUAGGGGAUAUAUUAACUAUAUUUGUUCAAAGAACUUACCAACUUGUGUUUACGUUUGGAGUUAUACGAGGUGCAGGCUUCGGCGUGAUGAUACCAGUUAGUUUUACAGCAUUCAAUUGCUAUUUUACCAAAAAACGCACUGCAAUGAUGAGUGCCAAUCAAACAAUGAGUAGUAUGGCGUCAAUAACUUUUCCCAUUCUCGUGACAUACCUUCUGUCAGAGUACGGGUUCAGGUGGACCUUAGCCCUUGUCAUGGCGGUCGACUUACAUUUAAUAUUCGCCAUGAUUGUAAUGCAUCCUGUGGAAUGGCAUAUGAUCAAGACGGCUGAUUGUCCUGAAAUAGAAUUAUCAGCGACAUCCGAUGUUAAACGUUCGUCUAAAAUAAAAUGCAAUAAAUCGGAGGCCUUUGAUGAAUCUAUUGUAAAAAUGUUACCAGGUGAAGACAAUGUCGUCGGAACUAAAUCUACUAAUCGUCAUGAGUCCAUACAAAAAAGCAUAAUCAAAGUAAUAUAUGAAAACGUCGAAUUGGACUUACUGAAGGAUCCUCGUUUUGUGAGCACUUUGAUCGGACUCGGGUUCGCCUUUGUUUCUGAUGUUACAUACUUAGCUAUGGAGCCAAUGUUGCUAUUCUCAUAUGGAUACUCACAGAUGCAAGUAGCGACGUGUGUAAUGAUUGGGGCUAUAGCCGAUCUGGCGGCAAGAUUCUGCCUCGCAGUGUUUACAUAUUUUUAUAAUGUAGAUAGUAAAAAACUCUUCUUCGCUGGUACUUGUGUGACCAUGGUUCUACGAGUAGCUCUCGUAUCGUCUGACAAUCUGAACUUCGUGAUCGCGAUCACGGCAGUUUCUGGCCUGGUCAGGUGUUCAGUACAAGUCCUGUUUCCGCUGGUCUUGGUCAGCGCGGCGCCAGACCGUUUCCCGGCUGCUUUGGCGCUGCAUAUACUGUUUUCAGGAUUUUUAAUGUUGAUGGCUGAUCCGUUAAUAGGUGUAAUUUACGAAACAACGGGCAGUUAUGUCAAUUGUUUUCUAGCUAUGAGUUUCUGUUGUCUAGUUUGUAUAGUGCUUUGGACGGUAGAAUAUUUCGUUAGCCGUAAGCAUAGCUCCUAAACUUAUAUUAGGUAAUUGUUAUAGAUUAAGUCUGAAGGAUGUUCAAAUAUCGAAAUAAUUAUAAGCACAAUAGUCCAGACGAGUUACAUCAAUAGUGAGGUUGUUUAAACAUCGUAUUAUAAUAAUCGUUUCUUUCAUUCCGCGAGCGUCAGCCGCCAUCUUGAAAAUACGUUACUGCCAAUAUUUCAUAAAAAUAGUAUCAUUCUUGUAAUUAGAGCGCCCAGAAAUUAAAACUCGGUUGACACUCAAUUACGUAGUCCAAAAAUAUCGUUACUAUUAGUGCAAAUAAUCGUAUCUUUGAGUAUAUUGUCUUUAUACAAUUGAUGUCUUAAAGCACGUUAUAAAUGAGUUACGAUGUAAGUAAUAGCGAGUAUGACAUGGAUAUUAAUUAUAUAAAAUUAAAUAUGCUCUCCUGUAAACUACACAAUUUUGAGAUACGACGUUUUACAAUUAAGACGAUAUUCUAAAUUAAAAUAAGCUUCUUAGGAUUUUUAAUUUUGUACGAGUCUGUCGUUCUUAGAAUUCAAAAGACAUCAUAUCUUCAUCAAAAAACAUCAUUCUUCAUUCAAUCUAAGGAUCUGUAAACGGGGGUCAAGUUCACUAUUUCUAAUUAAUUUCGUAUCAUAGUAUUAUUUUUACUCUAUGACGACUUUACUUCACUUAUAAAAUUAAAAUAAAUAAUUAAUAAUAGAGUUAAGACUAAAUUUUAAUUAGAUAUAUGUUUGUU
This is a messenger RNA of Vanessa atalanta (red admiral), 2336 nucleotides long. RefSeq names its product monocarboxylate transporter 14-like. Gene Ontology annotation, biological process: transmembrane transport; monocarboxylic acid transport. The record is from RefSeq and is a predicted model, not a curated record. Gene Ontology annotation, molecular function: monocarboxylic acid transmembrane transporter activity. The transcript has 9 exons. Lineage: Eukaryota; Metazoa; Arthropoda; Insecta; Lepidoptera; Nymphalidae. The coding region runs from base 191 to 1609 and encodes 472 amino acids.